ACUAGUUUGUGAGUCAUUUAUAAUCUCAAGAGAGAAAAUGGCAUCUAAUUUUCAAUCAUCCAUUCAAAGGGACUUCAUUCAUGAUUUUUCCUGCUCUCCGUGUGGAGAGAACGGAUUUAACACAGAAGCUCAUCAUUAUUGUUCUCAAUGCACAGAAUAUUACUGCCAAAACUGUGUUUCAAAACAUAACGGAUUAUAUCAGAAGCACGCAGUGCUCGGACGGAAGGACGUGAAUAAAUGGGAGGCAGCCCCAGGGGUGGUGGACGCCCUGGAGAGUUGCGGUAUGCACCACGGGGAGGCGCUACAGCUGGUAUGUGCUGACCAUGACCAACUGUGCUGUCAUGUGUGCAUCGCUGUGGACCACAGACAAUGUUCCAAAAUCCAUCCCAUUCCAGAUGUAGCAAAAGGUAUUAAGAGAAAUAUUGAGUUUCAACGAAUUCCAAACAAAAUAGCUAAACUUGAAAAGCAAUUCGAGCUGAUGAAAGAAGCAAGAAUGAAGAAUACGACACCUCUGAAAAAGACGCGGGCAGCCAUUUCUGAUGAAUUAAAAACCAUACGGAAAAUGAUCAACGAAAUCCUUGACCAGAUUGAGAAGACGACUUUACAGGAUUUGGACGGAAUGAUAGCUAAACUUGAAAAAAAUAUAAAGAAAGAUAUCGAAACUUGUAAUGGAAUGACUAUCGAGCUGCAAAACAUGAUUACCGCUUUUCAAACCAAAACAAAAUCAAGCGAGUCAAAAUCAUAUAUUGCGUACAGAAAGAGUCAGAAUAAGCAAAUGAUCAUCUUCGUGACAUAUCAGUCAUUGAGUGUUACAAUGUAACAUUUCAAGCCAAUAACCUUAUCGAAGAACUAUUAUCUUCAAUAAAGACGUUUGGAGCGAUUGAAGUACAAACUGGUAUGACCAAACAGCGAACAGAUCCCCUUUCCGAUCCAAACCACGUCUUCAGUGUUGCAGAGUACAAGAAGUACAACGUGAAGAUGAGUGACGACAAAUGUCAAUGUGUUAUCCAAGGCGUAUGUGAAAUACCUUG
Messenger RNA from Mya arenaria, 1031 nucleotides. Its product is annotated as E3 ubiquitin-protein ligase TRIM33-like. Gene Ontology annotation, cellular component: chromatin; nucleoplasm. Lineage: Eukaryota; Metazoa; Mollusca; Bivalvia; Myida; Myidae. The transcript has 2 exons. Gene Ontology annotation, molecular function: zinc ion binding; ubiquitin-protein transferase activity. Gene Ontology annotation, biological process: positive regulation of DNA-templated transcription. The record is from RefSeq and is a predicted model, not a curated record. The coding region runs from base 38 to 820 and encodes 260 amino acids.